This is a messenger RNA of Onychostoma macrolepis, 1077 nucleotides long. RefSeq names its product guanylyl cyclase-activating protein 1-like. The record is from RefSeq and is a predicted model, not a curated record. Lineage: Eukaryota; Metazoa; Chordata; Actinopteri; Cypriniformes; Cyprinidae. Gene Ontology annotation, molecular function: calcium ion binding; calcium sensitive guanylate cyclase activator activity. Gene Ontology annotation, cellular component: photoreceptor inner segment; cone photoreceptor outer segment. The transcript is spliced from 4 exons. Bases 131 to 709 code for a protein of 192 amino acids. Gene Ontology annotation, biological process: visual perception; positive regulation of guanylate cyclase activity.
CGUCAGCGGUAAUUGGACGGGACACCCUCCUCCUCGCCCUGUCCUGGCUGAGCUGAGCCCUGUGUCAGUGUGUGCCGGCGAGUGCAAGCGUGACAGAUCUCUGCUCAGUCUCCGGCGCUGCUGCGGCAUCAUGGGAAACUCCUCCAGCAUGUCCGUGAAGGAGCUGAGCGCAUGUCAUACCCACCGGUGGUACCGCAAGUUCAUGACCGAGUGUCCAUCUGGUCAGCUCACCUUCUACGAGUUCAAGAAGUUCUUCGGCUUGAAGAAUCUGUCAGAAAAAUCCAACGAGUACGUCAAUACCAUGUUCAAGACCUUCGACAUCAACGACGACGGCUGCAUUGAUUUCAUGGAGUACGUAGCAGCUCUGAGUUUGGUUCUGAAGGGUGGAGUUCAGCAGAAACUGCGCUGGUACUUUAAACUCUUCGACGUGGACGGCAGCGGCUGCAUCGACCGCGAGGAGCUGCUGCUCAUCUUCAAGGCCAUUGAAGCCAUUAACGGAGUAGAGCAGGAGUUUACCGCUGAGGAAUUGACCGACAUGGUGUUUAGCAAGAUUGACGUUAACGGAGACGGUGAGCUGUCUCUGGACGAGUUCAUCGAGGGCAUCCAGGCGGACGAGGUUCUGUCGGUGAUGUUGACCCAGAGUCUGGAUCUGACUCAUAUCGUCAGUAAUAUCUACACAGACAUCGACUCUGAGCAGCAGCUCAGCUGACCCCAGACCAGCCCGAGAUCAGGGUGCCAAACGAGACGAAGAUGAGGAGCGUUUCUCAACUCUGAAGAGCUUUAAACCCUCACAGUAUUAAUAGUGUUCAUCUGCAUUUCAACAGUCUGAUUAUUCCCCGUAAUCACACGCAAUAACUGAGACUAGAGCAAACGCAUAUUUAAGUGCACUUAUGUAGGUUUUAUUUGUGAUAUUAAAACCUCAGGUUUGAACAAAACAUGUAAAAUGCAAUGUUUCUUCAGCCCUGUGAUGUACAUCAGGCAAAUAAUCUGUCCUGCAAGAACUCCAUCUUAAUAUUACUCAGUAUUAUUAUUAUGAAGUAUUGUAGUGUGCAUUUGUAAUGUUACUGUACUUUUACA